Molecule: messenger RNA, 3965 nt
Organism: Phoenix dactylifera (date palm)
Lineage: Eukaryota; Viridiplantae; Streptophyta; Magnoliopsida; Arecales; Arecaceae
Source: RefSeq, a predicted model, not a curated record
UUUUUUUCCGCCCAAUAUGGAGGACUUCUCUUUAGCAAAAAAUAUGGAGGACUUCUACCAGUGGAUUCGUACAAGCUGGGCCCUAGCAUUCGGAUGCGGUCAUGGAGAGUGUUCCCGUCUAUUUAUUUACGUUGUUUCUCCCUUCCCCACCGCAGCUUCUUCGUUCUCUCUCUUGGUUCUUCUUGGUGCCUGUCUCUGAUCUGCGUCCAUUCGCCGUACGUUGUGAAACACUCCAAACCAUAGCUCAAUGGCGAUGCAGUUCCUCUCUCUUUCUGUCUAUAGUUCCGUUUGUGGCAUUGGAUAUCCAAAUAUCUAUAUGCCUAGUUUGAGGAUCACGCAUUCCACAAGAGCAGUUGCUACUAAAGGUCUCACAGCAUAUAUGGGUCAUGGAUUAAUGAAGAGGAGCAGAAGUGCCAAUAUUCCAAUUCUGGGAGAUGAAGUAUCAAAGAAAAGAAUCAGCGAGCAGAUACCUAAUGUUGAUCUUUCAUCUUCUUCCUAUGACACUGCAUGGGUAGCUAUGGUCCCCUUGCCAGAAUUUCCGCAGUCUCCAUGCUUCCCAGAGUGUCUUACUUGGAUAAUAAAGAAUCAACAUCCUGAUGGCUCUUGGGGAAUUCAUGGUCUCCACCCCUCUCUUGUCAAGGAUGCUCUCUCUUCUACAUUAGCCUGUGUACUUGCACUAAAGCGAUGGAAUAUUGGUGAAGAACAUGUCAGAAGGGGGCUCCACUUUGUUGGAUCUUAUUUUUCCUCUGCUAUGGAUGAGAAGUUGCAUUCUCCUAUUGGCUUUGAGAUCAUAUUUCCUGGAAUGCUUGGAUAUGCCAUUGAUAUGGGUUUAGAUCUUCCUAUUAGCCAAAAUGACAUAGAUGUCAUGUUUCACAUGAGAGAUUUAGAGCUGCAAAGAGUGUCUGAAAACAGUUCUGAGGGCAGGAAAGCCUAUCUGGCAUAUGUUGCUGAAGGAUUGGGCAAGUCACAAGAUUGGCAAGAGGUUAUGAAAUAUCAGAGGGAAAAUGGAUCUCUGUUCAAUUCACCUUCCACAACGGCUGCUGCACUGACCCAUAUAUACGAUGCAAAAGCCCUUGAGUACUUGCGUUCGCUUCUACAGAAGUUUGGCAGUUCAGUGCCUACUUCAUAUCCUAGGGAUAUUCAUACCCUUCUUUGUGUGGUUGACAAAAUUGAGAGGCUUGGAGUCGCUCGACAUUUUAGUUUUGAGAUAAAGAACAUUUUGGACAGAAUAUAUAGAUGCUGGUUAAAUAAUGAUGAAGAGAUCAAUGCAGACAUGGCUACAUGUGCCAUGGCAUUUCGUCUAUUACGUAUGAAUGGAUUUGGUAUAUCGUCAGAUGCCUUAUCUCAAUUUGGUGAUGCAAGCUUUUUCUUCAAUUCAAUCCAAGGGCAUCUGAAAGAUAUGAAAACAGUUCUAGAGUUAUACAAGGCAUCGCAAAUCAAAAUCUUACCAAAUGAGCAGGUUCUCGAUAAACUUGGUUCUUUGUCAAGUAAUAUUCUGAGAGAGGCAUUAUCCCCCAAUUCAGAGCAUGGACUCCAAGUUCUUUCUCAGGAGGUGGAUUAUGCACUUAAAUUUCCCUUCUAUGCCAACUUGGAACGCCUAGAGCACAAGAGUUAUAUUGAGAACUUUAAAGUUGAAAACCUUCAGGUUCUCAAAACAUCAUAUACGUCUUCUGGCAUUGAUGACAAGGAUCUGUUAGAACUGGCACUGGAAGAUUUCAAUUUAUGUCAGUCUAUAUACCGCAAAGAACUCCAACAUAUUGAGAGUUGGGUCAAAGAAAACAGAUUGGAUCAGCUAGAAUUUGCUCGGCAGAAACAGAUAUAUUGCUAUUUCACAGCUGCGGCUAUGAUAUUCUCCCCUGAAAGUUUUGAUGCUCGUAUGUCUUGGGCCAAAAAUACCGUGCUAACCGUCGUCGUUGAUGACUUUUUUGACCAUGGAGGAUCUAGAGAAGAAUUAGUAAAUUUUAUAUCAUUGGUUGAGAAGUGGGAUGGAAAUCAUGAAAAACAAUUUUGCUCUGAACGAGUCAACAUUUUAUAUUCGGCUCUCUACAGUACAAUUAACGAAAUCGGAGCCAAAGCAUCUGCCUUGCAAAAGCGUUGCGUGACCGACCAUAUUGUUGAGACAUGGCUUACAUUGGUGAAAGCAAUGAUGAAAGAGUCAGAGUGGGCAAGGACCAAUACAGUGCCCACAAUGGAUGAAUAUAUGGCAAAUGGGUACAUAUCAUUUGCUUUAGAACCCACGAUUUUCUCGACACUCUAUUUUGUUGGACAGGAGGUUUCAGUUGAUGCCUUUGGUGGUCCAGAGUAUCAUAAUCUAAACAAACUAGUCGGCAUCAUCGGGCGUCUCAUUAAUGACAUGCAAAGUUUUGAGGGACAUCAUACAGAACCUUCAAAUAUGACAAAUCUAGGGAUUCAAACUGCUUAUGCUUCGUUCAGCAUGUCUUCUUAACUUGCAUACAUGAGCAUUUUCAUGUACAUAAUGUACUUGAGACGAGCAAGCCUUCAAGCCUGUUUCCCCUGUAUUUUUUAUUGGAUUCAUCCUUCCUAUUUAUCUAUUAUCUCCCAUCCAUGUUUUAGUUCUUUGACACAGAUUUCAUUUUCUCAUUUCAUCACACCACCUCCAUUUAAAAUUGUUUGGUUUUCCUUUCUCAAUUCCCCUGCAUGCAUGUUUAACCAAUAGAUGUCUCUGAUUUUCUAUUUCAAGGAGCUAUUUCAGCAGGGUAUGCCCAGUACCAUCCAGUAUACGUCUGAUUUUCUAUUUCAGGAGCUAUUUCAAAGAUGCAAAAUAAAAAAAGGUUCCUAUUGAAGAUUAUAUUUGAUGGAUUUCUAUUUAUGAAUAAACAAGUUUUGAUCAUUUAAAAUAUGUAUUCUUUUUUUUAUUAACAGCAUCAGAUUUUGGAUGUGCAUUUUAUUUUACUCUGUACUGUAAAAGCGCUCAUUCUAAACGUUAACAGUACUAUGCUCCAAAUAUCAACAAUAAUUUCAUUUAUGAAGUAUUUUUUUUGCAAAAUUAAAUCUUUAAAAAUUUUGGACCAAGUAUCAUAACAUUUAUGUGCAAUGAUACAAAUUAAUACUGAUGAUUCUUGGUUCACCCAUCUUCCUGAGAUUCAUUGGCAUCCUUCGUGCGAGGCCUUAAAAAGGAUUUUGUAUAUAUAAUGGUGCUUAAUUUUUUAAUUUGGACUUUGUUUUGAUAUAGAACUUUCUUCUUUAGACUAUAUGGCUCUUAGUAUUCCAUCACCAAAUUCCUUGAAUGUAUCUAGCCUGUUUCUAGCAAUAAAAUCAUUUAACCUAAGACAUAUUUACCAAUUGUUUUGGAUACCACUUUCACACAUUAAUGCCUUUCGAAUCUUGUCUAAUCAUCUACAUCUGUAAAUUCUUAGAACCUGUGGAAUAUCUGAAAAAACAUAUAGGAAUGACCUUGAUGAAGGCGAAGUUAUGGACAAACAUAUCUGAAAAAACAUGUGUACUUACUGUUUAGUAUAGGAAUGACCUUGAUGAAGGCGAAGUGAUCGAGCAACUGUUGAAAUAAUGAGAAAGUAAGGAGAUGAGCAUAAUAAUGAACAAAAUUCUCCGACAACACUAUUUAUAUUUUUAGUUAUAGAAAACCUUUCUCCUUAUAGCCACAAUUGUUAGUUUGUCCUGCCCAAUAGUUUCCACUUAUGCUUCAUAUUACCAAAUAAUACCUCCUCCCUUGAAGGGCAAGAUGUCUUAACAAAUUUGAUGGUGUUUUUCUUUAAUAACAAGGACAAGCCAAAUAGCGCAGGUAAAAUGGAAUAAAGUAGGAUUUCCUCCUAAGAGUUAGACUAACCUCAGACUUAAUAUAUUAACCACUUAGUAGUUAUCUAGUUCUAUGUAAUAAAUUGCUUAGGGGUGAUUGUAGGCUACCAUAUUAGUGGACAUUAAGUUCCUUGCAAUGAAGCUCUGCCUAUAGUUGUGGAUUGAUAAUUUGUUUUGAAACUAAUGAGUAU